AUGUGGCGCAGAUUCAGUCCCCAAGCUUUUCUGCAAGGCGAGGGUGUAUCCGCCAAUCCAAGAUUUCACGAUGAAUACACGGUCGGGUGGAUCUGUGCGUUACCAAUAGAGCUAGACGCGGCAAAAGCGAUGCUAGACAAUAUACAUCCCAGUCUUCCCAUACCAGCCGCCGACGAAAAUGCAUAUACUUUAGGAUCAAUAGGAGGCCACAACGUUGUUAUAGCCUGCUUACCAAAACAGACAAUUGGCACUACUGCAGCGGCGAAGGUCGUCACUCAAAUGCAGUGCACCUUCGCAGUCAAGAUCGGCCUUCUGGUCGGUGUUGGCGGUGGUAUUCCAUCAAAGCUUAAGCUGGGAGACGUUGUGGUGGGGACUGAAUGGGUCCAAUGGGAUUUCGGCAGGGUCGUACAAGGCGGCUUCCAACAAACUAGCAAGCGAAACACGCCUCCAAAUAACCUAUUAACAGCAAUAUCCAAACUCAGGGCUCUGCGUAGAAUGGAUAGGGCCAAAGGCGGAGAAAAAUACUUUAAAUUCGCGAUUAAUACCUUUGCUAAAUUCCAUCCAAGCCUAAGGGGCCCUAGGGGGUUCACUCUAUUGAUGUCCACUCUAUUGGCGCCCGCUACUUCCAGAAUCAGGCCAGCUCGUGUUCGUUAUGGUUUAAUUGCUUCUGGAAACAGAGUAAUUAAAGACGCCGGGUGCCGGGAUGAAAUCGACAGAAGUCUUGGCGGAGAUGUCUUGUGUAUUGAAAUGGAAGCAGCUGGACUCUUAAAUUUCCCGUACAUCCCCAUUCGGGGUAUUUGCGAUUAUGCGGAUUCGAGAAAGAAUGACGACUGGCAACAAUACGCGGCUGCGGCCGCCGCAGGGUACGCAAGGGAACUGUUAGAAUCCAUCCACCCAGAAGGACAGUCCAUCAAAAGUUUUUUUGGCCGGCUUCUUAUGUCAUUACCAAAGGAUGGGGCCAAUAGAAGGGUUUUCGGGACGUUGAUGGUGAUUUUCGGAACGUUGAUGGUGGGUUUCCCUUCGCGAGUGGCGGAAUGCCCGUAUGAGGGACUCUACUGGCUUUCUGCAGUCAACUACAGCUCUGGUGACGACGGCUCCUAG
Messenger RNA from Orbilia oligospora ATCC 24927, 1101 nucleotides. RefSeq lists its product as uncharacterized. Lineage: Eukaryota; Fungi; Ascomycota; Orbiliomycetes; Orbiliales; Orbiliaceae. The record is from RefSeq and is a predicted model, not a curated record. Gene Ontology annotation, molecular function: catalytic activity. The transcript has 3 exons. Gene Ontology annotation, biological process: nucleoside metabolic process. The coding region runs from base 1 to 1101 and encodes 366 amino acids.